CAGGCGUCAGUUGUCUGCGGACGUUUGAUGGGCGGUGCUCUAUCUAUUAUAAUACAUCCAUGAUCUAUAGACAUCCACAUGUCAUUUUGACACAAGUCUACAUUUCCUCGUUUUGUUAUUGUUGACAUUGAAGGGGGCGGGCCUUAAAGUGCUUGCUGCAACGUCACAGAAAUACUCCAAUCACCGGCGCAUAAUAACACCUACGUCAUAUCCAAAGGACUGUUAACAUGUCGAUUGUUCAAAGAAAGAGCUAAGUAAGAGCUAGCAUGGAAGCAUACUGAGUGAUGUAAUUCAUGAAGUUCUAAGGCAGAUAUGUCGCUUCGGUCCAGUUCUCAGACUCCUCAGUUUCAUCGUCAUAGUUUCCAUUAAAGUUGAUAUUUUGUGAAAAUUGCAGUUUCAUACAAAGGCGUGACUGGUGGAGCGGGGACACGAAGACAUGGGCAACUGUCUCAAGUCACAAACAACAGAUGACAUCUCACUGCUUCACGAGGCCCAGUCACGUAGGGCGAGUUUCUGGGACGCGACGGACCUGGAACCACCUCCACCGUAUCAGGAGCAGGCUCAUAUGCCCGUGUACCACCCCACACUGAGUCAGGCCCGUCUGGCCUCACAGCUGACAGAGGAGGAGCAGAUACGCAUUGCUCAGCGCAUUGGUCUGAUCCAACACCUCCCGACGGGUGUUUAUGAUGGAGAUAAAGAUGGCUCAGAGAAAAAGAUCAGAGAGUGUGUGAUCUGUAUGCUGGACUUUGUUUAUGGGGACCCCAUCCGGUUCCUGCCCUGUAUGCACAUCUACCACAUGGACUGUAUAGACGACUGGCUGAUGAGAUCCUUCACCUGCCCCUGUUGCAUGGAGCCUGUGGAUGCCGCCCUGCUCUCCACUUACGAAACAGAUUUUUCACCCCUCCAUGCUUAGAUCAGACAGAAGGCCCCUCCAGUCCCAACCCUUUACACAAACCUUACAACUGCCCUCAACUAGUGUGAGAAGCUGGAGAAAAUAGGUCUGCUGUUGUAUUGCACUUUGAAAAGUUCAAAAUUUACUCACCUGAUGUUGGCCUUCUACACCCCCUCCAAGUCUAAAUGAGCUGGUCUUAAACAUCCAUUAGAGAAACAGUCAACCCUGCAAAGUUGUGUUUAAUGUGCAGAAGCUGCGUGACAAUGAGCAUGUGGGAUUUGUGAGUGAGUGUCUCACUGGUGUUCCCUCAGCUGACACCAUUUUAUUUUUAUUCCCAGUUAGUCAUGUUAUUGACCAAAAUGAUCAGAGGUGUUGCUCGAAAUCUGUUGGAUUCAAUGUGAAGUCUUAUGUGGAAAUAGCAAAGACUUCCUCGACACGUUGUUUGUCUUCAACCAGUCUUUGAGAAAAUGCCUUUAGUUGAUGUGAUGAAAUGGUGAUGUCUAAUGUGAUUGUUUGACCAGAGGGUGUGUAGAAUAGCUGGCAGCAAGUGUAAAGGGCUCACUUGUGCAUAGGCGGGUGAAUCAGUCAGUCAAAAAAUUAGAAAUGCUUGCGCACACUUUUCAUCUGAUCCAGAAAUUUGCACUUUACUUAUAGGACAGUAUCUAAAACAAUAUAUUAAUAUAUGUACCUUACAACCUUGCACUAUCAAUAUUUCAUUCCUCUUAUCUCUUGAGAUGCAAAUGUGUUAAUAUGGCUGAUAAAAACAGUGGUCAGUCGUCACUUGCCACAUCGAAAGUAAGCCUGAUGUAACAGUAGUGUGAGCCUCCGCUCUUUUGGCUUUAUUUUUUGACUCUUGUGUGUCUUAUGUGUUAGUAUAGGGACAGAGGCUUGCUCAUGGUUAAAGGAGAAGUUCAAUGUUUUUGUGAAAUUUGCUUUUUAUGUUUAAAAUUGGGGUGAGAGUGGGAACAAAGAAGGGAGCUAGAGCUUGAAUUAGCCUGGCCCUGUUAAAGUUGUAAAUUAUACCCGCCAACACCUUCAGAUAAAAAGUAACACACUGUUUGUUUGUUUGAAUAAACUGCACAGAAUGAAACUUAAUCAUCGUCAUGCUUCACAGGGAGUUACAUGCUGUUAAAAUAGAGAAAGCCCUCAGCCAAUGCCUCUCAGUUUCCCACAGUGUCCAUGCACUCAAAAUAUGAUCAUUUCAUAACUUAGAAGUCCAAGAAAAUUCUCCUCUAUGUUGUUUGAGUUAUGCUGCUCAAAGAUGCACAAACAUGGCCAAAACAACCUCCUUGACGGAGCGAAUAAGGAUGUAACAAAUAAAGAAAUUGUUAUUUCUUUCAUACUUUUAAGAUUUUUAAGUGAUAUUCUUUUGCUUGAAAUCUCUAGACAGAGUUAGAACAGCUAACUAAGGUUUUUAAUUUAGCUUUAAGUUUGCUGUCGCUCUACAUUUACUGUAUACACAUUCAGUAUUUCUAUAACUGUCACACUAUUCUAUUUUU
Messenger RNA from Solea solea (common sole), 2391 nucleotides. Its product is annotated as RING finger protein 11-like. The transcript has 4 exons. Lineage: Eukaryota; Metazoa; Chordata; Actinopteri; Pleuronectiformes; Soleidae. The coding region runs from base 437 to 913 and encodes 158 amino acids. The record is from RefSeq and is a predicted model, not a curated record.